AUUAAUUUUACUAAAAAAAGAAUCACCAUUAAAACGCGGGGUUUUUAAAAUUCAAACUUUCGCGCGCUAUCUAGCGGCAAAAUUCAAAAAUCAUACUAUUGGUUAUUGGCUCAUGACGUCAGAAACUCACACGAAUUUACGGACUCAAUGUGUGAGAUUGUGUAAACAAGACUGGGGCACACACACACGCACACAUAUAUAUGAUAUACAUAUAUAUACAUAGGACAGCACAGAAUGAAGGAAGGAAUAGAAGUAGGGCUGUGCUGGUUCUAUUAUAAUCUGCUGCUAGCACUCAGCUACUAGACUUAACUCAUAUAUUUAUCCGCGCAUUUAUAAAUCGAUUAUUAUUAUAUAUUUUAAGCCACUUAUUAUUGUUGCACUGUGAUCUAAAUUUACUCAUAAAAAAAAUUUAAUAAUUAACAAAUAUUACAGAUAAUAAAAAUAAUUAUCUGAAAUAGUUUUAGUGAAUUUCAUCAAUAACAUCAAUGGAGCAGUCGAGAUGUUAAUGCGUUUCUGAACUCACUAAAUAAAACCGAUUGAUAUGUGAAUGGCCAGUGAGAAGUGAUUGUUAAUGUUAAUGUGCUGCCGAAAUUAUUUUUUAUCUCAUGUUUCUUCAUGUAAAGUAAAUCAACAGCAAGUAGUGCAGCUGUCAAUGAUGACAGAACUCUGCUGGAAAUAAAGCAACUCGAUGUCAGGGUGUUAUUAUUCAAAUAAAAGUUUAUGACUAUCAUGAGAUAACGACGUGAGAAUGAGAUUUAAAGGAUGUAACCUAUUUGGUUAUUCUAUAUUCGUAAUUUUACAUCUUUACGAUGAAGUCGAAGGAGGAGGAGGAGUCUGCAAAGAUCUGCAGGGUCAGACUUAUGACAGUGGAUUUUAUUACAUUCCAGAGCCUUGUACACUUUGCGUAUGCGAUAAUGGGAAUCCCAAGUGGUGCAAAGCUGUCAUUUGUCGGCUGUCGCAGAAAUCGAUACCUAAGCAGGACUGCAAGUCGUUCAGAAUUGGAACACCUUGCUGCGAGUUUAUCUGCUUGGAUGACACUUUGUCGUCAGUGACGAAUGACAAGACAGAUGGAAUAGAGGGUAAUAAUGGUGACUCGAGUGCCAGUUAUGAUCUAGGUUUGAGGCUGGUUGCUAGCUGCAUCACGGCUAUUCUCUCCCUGAGUCUCCUCUUUUUUCUUAUCCAUCGAUUGCGACAGAGAAAAAUACGAGUUUGCAUAGCAGGCAGACAGAACCGAGAGCUAACGGAAGAGCAGCGUAGUCUUGGAAGCAUGGGUUACCUUGAACGUGGAGGGCUGCCACAUGGAAUGCAAAUGGACGAAAUGGCUUGCGGGGGUGGUUACUCGCUCUGGAAACCCCCGGGUAAUUAUUUUCCACGUGGAGAAGCUCCGCCGCCUUACGAAGAAGCUGUGGCAGCCGCACGUGCCGAGCAGGCUCUGCUGACAAUGAACCCGAACGCUUUGUCAUCAUUGAAUCUUCCAAACUCGUACCUCACAACCCAGCACCACUCGAUGUCUGCGGCCAUUCCGACGCAAAAUAAUUUGCCAGCAAGUGCACCAGCUCCCGUGGCGUACAACGCAACAAGUCCAUCGUCUUCUGUCAACGCGAGACAAAUGAACCCCAGCCAGCACCCGUGUCACCAGCAAUUACUUCCGCCCGCAGAUGAAAAUAUAUCUGCUGGCUACUACAGCGGCUCCGCGGUAACAAAUUUUAGUGUCGAGACAAAUAUUUAUGAAAAUACUGUCCCAGUACCGGUGCCAGUGUCCAUGACAAAUCAGCAGCGUUCACCAGAACAUUCCAGUGUUACUCACAGUACACACAGUACUCAUAAUACUCAUAGUACUCAUGAGCCGACGCACUUACAAAGCUACCGCGAGUCUCUGCGCCACUCAGCGUUACCUCGACAAGGAAGUGCGUUUACCAUUUCAGCGACAGUGCCAAAUCCAAACACUAUAUCAACGCAUCGUACUAUUCCGCGUACCUUAACUACAAGUAAUGCUAAAUUAAGACGUGAUUUUGUUAAUCAUCAGCAGCCGACAGUCUUGCCGAUAAAUACCAGCAGUACCACAAAAGAUGCUAAAUCGACGGAACACAUUCCUAGACCUACAACGUCUUCAUUAAAUCCUGCAAACGUUAACACUAAUGUCAAUGUCAAUGCUAGUGCUAGUGCUAGUGCUAAUGCCGGUAAUUGCACUAGUGCUAGCAGUAGUAAUGACAACAAUUUAUCACUAAUAAACAAUGGACAUAUAGAGACACGUGAUAACCAGCAGCGACUUGCUGCUGAACCCUCCUCGGAGGCUAAAAAUAAUUUUACUACGCCUGCUCGUGAUAAGGCGCCAUCAUUAAUGUUUAGCAAUAGCGCUGAACAAGACGGUAGUUUUGAUUCGGUAACGUGUACAUGUAGCUCCCAAGUCCUUCCAACGUUGCACGACGACACUGACGACUAUCGUAGUGAGUGCGAAAAUUGUAAAAGUGCAACUGGUUCGCGGUAUUAUCUAGAUAAUGAGGAUGAACUAGUGACGUCGCCACAUGAAACGAUGACACUUCACAGAAGACCUGAAGAAACUGCCGCAAGUAUUACACCUCAGUAUUACAGGACUUCAUUGACACUGCCAACGAGUACUCGCCAGCGUACUAGGAGCACUGGCGGCCGAGGUAAUUGGUUUAGUUCUAUGCCAGAAAGUUCAACAGAAUCUUCCGAUAAUGAUUAAAAGUUAACUAAAAAAAGUCUUAAUUAUAUAACUUUUUUUUGUCUCAAAUUUACUGUGCGAUGUUUUUGUCAACCUGAUUAUUAUACUGUAAGUAUUAACGAGAUAUACAUGCAUAUAAUUAAUUAUUAAUAAUUAUUAAUUAAAAUUGACAUUUCAUGACUGCUAAAUUGACGGAUUUAAAUGACAAAUAUUAAUAUUAAAGGACGUGUAAGAUUAUUUUUUUUUCUUACAAAUAUCAGAAAUUGGGUAAUAGUCUGGUAUCACAACUGGUCAUAUAAGUCAGCCUUCUUUUUACCUGCAUUGAAAUUAGUUUCAAUGUUCCUUAAUCGGUGGAGAUGAGCCGAUUUCAGACGAA
Molecule: messenger RNA, 3062 nt
Organism: Microplitis mediator
Lineage: Eukaryota; Metazoa; Arthropoda; Insecta; Hymenoptera; Braconidae
Exons: 6
Coding region: 749-2707 (652 amino acids)
Cellular component (GO): membrane
Source: RefSeq, a predicted model, not a curated record